AUGGCAGUAUGCCUUGUGCAUGGUGGUGUGGAGCCUCAGUUUUUCUCACAGAGGCUCUACAACCAGGUUUGUGGACUGCCAUCUCCAAAAGCUGAUCCCAGUGAAAUUGUAGACUACACAUUUAAGGAGAAGCUUCUCAAAAGUGUUACUGAGUCUUAUUCUAAAUCUUCCCCCCACCUCGGUCUGCAGAUGGACACGGAGCCUGGCUUUACAAUCGAACCUCCCGUCCAGACAGCCAGUGAAGCCCCAGCUGUCCCUAAUGGCUCAUCAGUGGCCCAAGUGAAAAGUGAGGUGCGCAGCAGCAGAGCGCUCACGUCUGAGCAGCUGGAGGCCAUAGAGGAUGAGGAGCUCCUGGACAGAAUGCUCGAUGAUUCCAAAGAUUUUGAAGAGCGGAAAAUGAUCAGGGCUGCUAUGAGAGAACUCCGAAAGAAAAAGAGAGAAGCCAGGUUGGGCUGUUCUCAGGAGGAGCUAGACCAAAGAGAGAAGGAGCGUGAGGUGCGUCUGCUAGAGCUGAGGCAGCAGAGAGAGGAGAGGAGCCAGAAGGCUCGAGGAGGUCCGGGAGCUGGGGAGGUAGUGAUGAAGAAGAUUGAGAAGUCUGCAGAUGGCUCCACCAUCAGUGAAAUCACAAAAACCAACCGUUUCGCCCAGUCAGAUGAUGGCAGCAGGGUGUCCCGUAGCACGAUCAUGGAAAGCACCUACACACAGAAGUCUGACAGAGGGACCAUGCAAACUAAAUCUUAUAGCUACUCCUCUUCUUCCUCCAGUUCCUCCAAGAAGGUUGGAAGCGUGUUUGAUCGCGAGGACGACACCUCGCGCAGUGGAGGCACCAUGGCUGCGCUGGAGCGCAGGCAGGCUGAGCGCAAGAAGGAGCUCAUGAGGGCUCAAACGCUUCCCAAGACCUCAACCUCUCAGGCCAGAAAAGCCAUGAUUGAAAAGCUGGAGAAGGACGGUGGAAGUUCGCCAGCUGUCCAGAUAAACAAGGUCCAGCGCUCCACUAGCUUUGGUGUACCCAAUGCUAACUCCAUCAAACAGAUGCUGUUAGAUUGGUGCCGAGCGAAGACUCGUGACUAUGAGAAUGUGGACAUUCAGAACUUCUCCUCCAGCUGGAGUGAUGGAAUGGCGUUCUGUGCUCUGGUGCACAACUUUUUCCCAGAGGCCUUUGACUACGCUGCCCUCAGCCCCAGCAAUCGCAGACAAAACUUUGAGGUUGCCUUCAAAACAGCAGAGGCCUUUGCUAACUGUAUGCCCCUGUUGGAGGUGGAGGACAUGAUGAUUAUGGGCAAGAAGCCAGACUCCAAGUGUGUCUUCACCUACGUGCAGUCGCUGGUCAAUCACCUGCGUCGAUACGAGAUGACCUGUCGAGCCCACUCAGACCACUGACCGCUUUUCUGACUCUGGCACUCCUCUCAGGCACGGCGCGGACAUCCGAAGGCCCGUUCCACACUCCACACUGUGCUGAAAGAAAGAACUGUUCCCUUACUGCUUUACCUUCAGGGCUUGUAGUCUUUCCCCGGGUUUCCACUUUAACUAGCCAGUGUGUACACCAGUGUCAGGGGACUCUAAUAAGCCAUAUUUCUGUACUUUAGGACAUACCCAUGUCCUAAUGUUUAAAAUAAAAGAAGCUGAUUCUAUUAAGAAAAAAAGCAGUAAGUUUAAUAUUAAAUCCCUAGAGUUCUAUGCCUAUUUUACUUCUCUCGUGCCAGUGGCAUAAAAGUGAAUUGAAGUGGACUGCCUAAAAAAACUUUAAUGGUACUUUUUUGCAUCUUAGCGGAAGUCAGAUCUGCAUGCUUCACGUGUUUACUUGAAUUCAUUUUUUUUUUAUUGUUUUUAAGCUUAUCUAUAAGGAACGAGUGACUGACUUUGGUAUGCGCACUGGUAUACAAAUAUAAUUUUCACUGCUUCUUCAUUUGACAGUUCAAACUCUUUUAACUGCAGCUGAACAUUUAACCACAUAUCUCUGUUUUAUUCACUGUCAACUGUUAAUUGGUACUCAAUUGUAAUGUAUAUUAUUGGCUUUCAAAAAGAAUGUACAGAGGAAAGACAUUGGCAUAGAAUUACAUGACCAUUCAUGCACAAGUCACAAUAGACAGUAUAGCUUAUGUAUUCCCCUAAUUUAUGGAUCAUUUUAAGUUGUUUUUUUUUUAUAUAUAUAUAUAUUCAGUAUUUAACAACACUUUGAAGCUAUUGCUAUCUUUUGUUGCUGACAAAUGGGUCCUCCGUCAGAUAAGUUGUCACCCUGUUUAUAGGGUGUUUGUAAUUCUUUAGCAUUUAUUUAAAUUUUAGACUUAGAGCCUACUGACAGAACAGUCCAGAAUUUUGAGCUGCAAUUAUGUACAAGAUUUUAAAGGAUUAUAUUUAUAUAUUUAGGACUUGAUCUAGUUUGUGACUAAUUUUGGUUUUGGAUUAGGAAUUGGUUUAUUUAAAGAAAUAAGAAGAUGAAGUUUGGGGCAGAUCUCAAAGCUAUAAUAUAUAUGGUAAGUAAUGGUUUGUUUAAUAGGAAUAGCUUUUAAUGGCAUCAUUUUAAACAAAUGAACUGCCUUGCAGAAGAAAACUAACUUUAUUUAAUUCAAUUUUUUUUAUCUAUUUAAAUGUAAUAGCACCUACUAGUGUUUAAUUUUCGGAAAUGUCAUUAGCACAGGUAAUGACAGGUAAUACUUUCGAAGAGUAUUCUGCUAAAUAACCAAUGUAAAAUCACAAGCAGUGUUUCACAUUUUUCUAGAUUUCUAUUAAACAAAGGUCACAUUUGUGAUUGAACAUGUCCUUGUGUUUGCUGGUUCAUUUUACGUUCUAUACAUCUUUAUCAUUUUCAUUUUAUUUACUAUGUAGUUUAUUUAUUGCCUUUUUUUUGUUUGUUUAACUGUAGCCAAUAGUGGAAGUUAGGCCUCUCCCAUAACUAGCAUUCGCACCACCUCACAACAAUGCUAGUUUGUGCAUUUGUGCCAUGCUGUUGUGGAAAGGUGAAAAAGAAGCCUACUGUUUUUCAUUCCAAAUGAAAAGAAACAGCAGUGGAUGGUUCUUUGACUAAUGUAGAAAUUCUAACUUGUAGGCCUAUUGACCUGUUCAAAACCAUAUCACUGCUCUACAGUCACUGCAUUGUGAAAUAACUUUCUUUUUAAGAAUAAAACACUCACUAAAAAGCUCAUUAAGGCAGUGAAGAUACAAUUCUAGUCCAUAUUGUAUUUAGUGCAAAACUGAAUUUGUACAGAAAGAAAAUCGACUGGCUUUUAGGGGCCAUCAUGUUUUAUAUGUUUGCACAGAAGAAUAUUGUUCACUCAGCAUUUCUGUACACUGCACGAAAAUAGGAAUUGACUAUUAAACCCCUAUAAGAAAACAA
This is a messenger RNA of Astyanax mexicanus (Mexican tetra), 3334 nucleotides long. RefSeq names its product smoothelin-like. Gene Ontology annotation, cellular component: microtubule organizing center; filamentous actin. The transcript is spliced from 12 exons. NCBI's taxonomy places the organism in Eukaryota, Metazoa, Chordata, Actinopteri, Characiformes, Acestrorhamphidae. The coding region runs from base 1 to 1380 and encodes 459 amino acids. The record is from RefSeq and is a predicted model, not a curated record. Gene Ontology annotation, biological process: actin cytoskeleton organization. Gene Ontology annotation, molecular function: protein binding.